CUUAAAAAGCUAUAACUCAAAGUGUUUCUGCCAAAAAGCUCUAGGUCUUUGCUCAUUUUCUCAUAUCCACUUUUUCACAUUACACAUCACACCGCGUUCCUGCAGCCCAGGCAGAAGGGCACUGAGCUCCUGCUCUGGUACUGACCCCACACCCACAUCCUCUUGCAACAGAUGAAGAAAUACAAGCAGGAUCUGUUUGCUCUGGGAAUUUUUAUUUGUUUCAGAGGGGUUGUUUGUUAUUUCAGAACACACCUGAUCACUUCUAAGCCCAGUGCCAAACACGGGAGGCUCUGGGAUGGCUCCUGCCUCCCUCAACACAUCUGCACACUGAUCCUGCAUCCCACACUCUGCAGGGCACAGCUCACACAGCACCAGUGACCCUCACACACCCCAGCAGCAGCUUUCCCCACACCAACACAUUUUGAUGCCCAGUGAUAUAAACACAGUUCCUAAACCACUUUCCAUAACUCAGCUGUCGGUAGCAGCACAAACAGCAGAACCUGUGUUCUGACAGAGCCAGGAAUCAAGAGGCUUCUUGACAAAGGGUUAGUAAAAAAGGGAAGAAAUUAAACAAAAAAACCUAUAGUGAAAGACAAUCAACAGGAAAGCCUGUGUGUGCAAAGCUCCAGGAAAUAUCAGCCAGUACCAGUGGUGACCCAGAGGCAGCAGCAAGAGCCACUUGAGCACACAGUGGGCUUGGGGCAGGACGGAAGGAAGCCAUGGUGAGAGAAAAGAACCACAAGCAGAUAAAACAAAGAAGAAGCACAUCACAAAUUCUGGACUAUAAACUAAUUUCUUCAGAAAACCUUUUUUUCCUCAACGUUUUGUCACAGAGGCCAAGCAUUGUCCCUUUACCCAAGAGGGUUCUGAUGACAUCACAUCCCCCCAAAGAGUGGCACAGCCUCCCAAGCCAAGUGACAGAGAUCAUCUCAGCUGUGCUGCACUGUCCCCAAGGACAGACACUCCAGGAGAAGAUGGCUGGGUCAUCUCAUGCUCUGAGCAGCAGCCCCAACAGCAGCUGCAUCAAACUCAGCAGCACCUGGCUUCUGACAGACAAGGAAAAACAGAGCUUCUUUGCAGAGGUGUAAUUAAAAAAAAAACCCAAACUCACACAGAAAAGCAAUUAACAGGAAAGUCCAGAAGAAAGAACUCAAUCAAACACCAGCCCAGCCCCUUGCACUCUGCUGAAAUGAUUCUUUCUAUGCAUGCAAAGGGCCAGGAAGCACCACCCAUCCCCAUUGCAAGUGGUCACCUGGUGGCAGCAGCAAGAGCCCUCUCUGGUGAACCAUAAAAGGGUUUUGAAGAGCAUAAGACCCUGUGGUUAAAGAAGAGAACCACGAGUUUUAAAAACAAAGAAAAGGAAAAACACUCCCUAGUGCGAGGGGCAGUCUCAACAGGUUCCAGUUCCUAAACCAACUACCUUUCAUGAAAAGACUUCUGCUGAGCAAUAGCAAAGAAGAACUGAACAACGUGCAAUGACAACAAUAGAGCAGUACCCAUCUGUGUGCCAGAAAUCUGUGCUUGGAGACAGACAACACACAUGGAUCUACACCAGGAACACCUGUGUCACUGUGGGCUCUGCCAUGCACACGGGACUGCAUGAAUGUGCUCAAGAGGAAGCAGGAUCCCCAAGAAAAGCGUUCUAGGGUCUUCACCAAAGCAUGGGGCUGUUCUGUCUCCUGCACAGAAGCUGUGGGAAGGGAACAGCAGGCUGUGGUGGCUGACCCCACCUCAGCCAUGAGCAGCAUCACUCUGGAUCUCUAGCAAAGUAUUCAGAAAAAAAUCUUCUAAGAAAUGAUGAGGGAUAAAGGGACCCAGAUUCUGAGCUGGAACUGAAUUCAUCCUGGUGUUGGGGUCCUGAUGACAUCACAUCCUCCCAAAAGAGUGACAAAGCCUCCCAAGCCAAGUGAGAAAAACCAUCUCAGCUGCCCUGCACCAGCCCCGAGCACAGACACGCCAGGAGAAGAUGGACACGGCUCCUGCCCUGCUCCUGCUGCUCACUCUGGGAUUCUGCUGCCCUGGGAUUUAUGGCCAGUCACUGCAGAUAAAGCUCAGGUCUCCCAGGGACAUCACCCAGCUCCAGGUGGGACAGAAGCUGGAGCUGGAGUGUCACACUGACAAGAGCCAUGGGGCAUCCUGGAUCCGCCAGGACAGGAGUGGGACCCUUCACUUCAUUGUCUUCAUCAAUGCCUUGUCCCGGACCACAUUUGAGAGGAGUCAGAGAACAUCAAGACGCUUUGAGGCGAGCAAAGACAACACAAUCUAUCGGUUGGCAGUGAAAUCUUUCACACCACAGGAUGAGGGGAGCUAUUUCUGUGUGAUGAAUUUCAUCCAAAUGCUGCAUUUCAGCCCUGGCCUGCGUGCCUUCCUUCCAGCCACCACCAUAGUGGCACCCAGCACACCAGGGCCCACCAUCCAGUGUGACACCACUGAAAUGGACUCCAACCUGAAGACACCAGAUCCAGUGAGCACCCGUGGACCUUCCCUCUUCUCUAUUCCUGCAGACAGCAGAGUGCAGAAAGACCUGGAUUCCUUCUGUCUUGUCUUCCUCUGGCUCCCCUUGGCAGGCCUCUGUCUCCUGCUCCUCCAGCUCCUGGCCACCACCAUCGUGCUGCGUCAACUUAAGGUUGCAUCUCGCCCCCUCUAGGUGCACCCCUGGCCUGAAACCACAGCCCUGCCCCUGAGAAUGUGCUGGCUGCUUUGGGAGGCAUGGGAAAACCAGGACACGGUGCAGGAGAAGGAUCCCUGUUUCAGUCACUGCCUGGACAUCUUCCAACAAAUCAUCCUGACACUUCCUGAGUGCCUGUCCCCUCCCACUCCAAGUCUUUCCAAUGAUUUUGUACAAAGGAGGUGCAAUGAUCUGAUUGCAGCAUCAGGGGUUCUUUCCCAACAAAAGGCCAUGUGUUUUGCAUGGGAAGCAUUGCCUUGAAAAUAUUUUCUCUAUUCAAUGUUAUUGAAUGUGACAUAUGACACACACCAAAAUUAAAUGUAUGAACAUUGAACAGAAAGCUGUUCAGAAAACUGAGCAAAAGCAUUCUUCUGUAAUGCAAUCCCUGUAAACUUUGUUAGUCUUACAAAUUAAAUUGCUACAUCCUGACCCAGAGAUUAAUUAUUUCCUGCCUGUUCUACUGCUUGGGAGCCUACAGAGGACAGUCCUGCAGGGAGAAACAGGACAUGAGUAUUUAAAUUCAAAAAAGCAUUUCAGUAAGACAAACACAUGUACAACAAUGUCCUUG
This is a messenger RNA of Passer montanus (Eurasian tree sparrow), 3236 nucleotides long. RefSeq names its product T-cell surface glycoprotein CD8 alpha chain-like. The coding region runs from base 1967 to 2647 and encodes 226 amino acids. The record is from RefSeq and is a predicted model, not a curated record. The transcript has 4 exons. Lineage: Eukaryota; Metazoa; Chordata; Aves; Passeriformes; Passeridae.